Pyrus x bretschneideri (Chinese white pear) is the source of this 847-nucleotide messenger RNA. RefSeq names its product heavy metal-associated isoprenylated plant protein 12-like. The transcript has 2 exons. Gene Ontology annotation, molecular function: metal ion binding. The coding region runs from base 175 to 549 and encodes 124 amino acids. Lineage: Eukaryota; Viridiplantae; Streptophyta; Magnoliopsida; Rosales; Rosaceae. The record is from RefSeq and is a predicted model, not a curated record.
UGUUGGCUAAGUACGGUUUUUAUAUAAAUUAAGGCCAAUUGGACAAGCAAUCGACCAGCUAAGAUGAGCUUAUCUAGCUAGGGAGGUGAACAACCCAAAGCUCCAUAUAUGACACCGUCUUUAUAGCUAGUUCACAGAGAGAGAGAGAGAGAGAGAGAGAGCUCUAGCUCUUCAAUGGUACAAAGGACUGUCCUCAAGGUUGAUAUACAUUGCCAAAAAUGCCAGAGGAAGCUUCUCAAGGCGGUGUCUGUCCUAGAAGGUGUGGAUAAACUUGAAGUUGAUGCAGCCAAGGGAACUUUGACGGUAACAGGCGACUGUGAUCCCUAUGAAAUAAUUGUUCGAACUAGAAAAGCAUGCAAAUAUGCCGAAGUAGUGAGUAUCGGGCCUCCUCCUAAACCUCCAGAAAAGAAGCCCGAACAGACGAAACCUAAAGAGAAAGACCGGAAGCCCUGUCCCAUGCCCUAUUAUUGCCCUGAGCCAUGUCAAAGGUGGGGCAUUGUGAGGGUGGAUCCCUGUUAUGACCACAACCCUUCCUGCUCUAUCAUGUGAAAAAGUCAAAUAGUCAACCCAUGGUCAAUUUGUCAAGUUCAAUAAUUUUGUAUCGUGGUGGUUGUAUGAUCAAUUUGUUAGUUUGGAUUAGGGUUUGUUAAGCUCUCAUUCGAGUGUUGAUUGGCUGUAGAUUUUUAAUUGUUGAUGCAUGUGGUUUUUAAUAUGAUUUACAUGCAUCUAUGUUAAACAUUAUCAUUUUUCAUGAUGACUGACCUAAUCAUACUCUAAAAGUCAUGUGAUUUCAAUUCGCAGACAAGAAUAAAAUUGAAGCUUGUAAAAAUUAGAGUGAUUAUGUUGA